CCGGUGGCGGCUCCGCGAAGGCGGCGAAGGCGAAGAUGGUGGCGGAGAAGGAAAAAGGAGGAGGGAGGGAGGAAGGUAGGCGGCGGCGGCGGCGUGAGCGUCGCCAAAAAUUCAAUCCAGCACGUCACGCUGCUCUGUGUAUCAACAUUGAAAAAUCAAUGGUAACUCGUGACGUAGGUGUCCCGCCUCAACGGUGGCCAAUAGGCGAACGCGCUCGCUUGCCCUGCGGUCCCCACUAGCCCGUCUGCGAAUCCGUCGUCUACUCACACGACUGCCGGCGUGCUCAUUCCGUAGCGAACUGCCGCAACGAGCGCACGUGAAUCCUCGGACGGAUAUUGUAGAAUCAAAAGCGAGACGUCGCAGAGCUAAAGAAAGAGACAGAGACGUACGCAUCUCACGCACGUACAGUAUAGUCGGAAUUAACGCAAGGCGGGGGUGCAUCGCACGCACGCACGCAUACGCCUGUGAAAGCGCGACGUGAAUGCAGUUUUCCAGUCGGCGUUAGCAUCCGGAUCCGAUCGGUGACAAACGGCGGCGGGUGAUAUUGCCAGCAACGUCGGAGAGUCGAGCGGCGAUCACGAUACAUCGAUCAGCGACGUCAACGUUACGUCUCAUUGGUCACCGUUCGUCAUUGGCGCGCACACGACGAGUCGAUCUUGAUCGAUAUUUUGAAAGAUUCGCGCGAGAUCGAGACAUCAGCGGAGAAUCCUGAUUCACGCGGAGGACCAUCGUCCGGGAAGUGUCAAAACGCCUGUCGGAGCCACCGAGAGAAGGCUCAUCUUCUCCUCUUGGCAUUGCGAGAGCUGUACCGCGCGCCGAUCGAACUUUCUAGAACCUGUGGGCAGGAAAGAACACGAGAGAGAGAGAGAGAGAGAGAGAGAGAGAGAGAGAGAGAGAGAGAGAGAGAGAGAGAGAGAGAGAGAGAGAGAGAGCGAGAGAGCGAGAGGGAAAAGGCUCGAAGCGUGCGAGGAGCGUGAGGCGAAACAGUAAGUGCGAAGAACCGACCAGAGGUAGGUGGGACAGAGCGAAAGAGUGUACACACACCAACGUACGAGAUGGCGUUUAUGAUGCCCGUAGUGAAAAAUGAGUGGGAUAUUUACAAGACGAACCGCAGCCGGCGCUCGUCCGAGUGCUCGAAUCCGCAGGCCUGUCGCAGCAGAAAGGUUUGGCCAACUAGCAGGCAGAAUCGUCUCGUCAAGUACGGCACAUCCGAUCGCUCUGUCGUCUCGAUCCUGAUGGUGUCCGAGUGCUCCAAGUCGGAGGGUCCAUCGUUGUCGACGUCACCCGGUUCCGACUUUCUGACCUCGCCGGCGCACCGGUCCGUACCGCUGACCUCGCGGCACUUCUCGAGGACGUCUUCAAGGGCGUCUCAGAGCUCCCUUCAAAGCCCGAGCAAGAGCACGGGCACAUCACCGCCCAAGACCGGCAGCUCUAACUCCCUCAAUAAAUUUCACAAUCGACUGGUCGAUAAGCUGAAGCGCUCGUUGAAGAAGGCGGAGGACUGCGCCGAGGAUCAGCGGAACCUAUCGUGAAACAGUCAAGGGGUUUUGGGCCGGCCGCCCGUGUCCGGCUCGAAACCGAUCGAGAUCCGACGCACUUCGGCACCCGCUACCACAUCCGAGCCGAGCAGCAAUGUGGCGGCACGCUCGUGUCCGGAUCCGACUUCAGCUUGGUAGAGAAGAGUGAAAAAGGGGGAAGAGAGAGAGAGAGGGGGGGGGAGGGGGAAGAGGAAGAGGAAGAGAAAGGGAGAAGAUGUGGAGACCAAAGCGAUGGCGAGAGCGAAAGCAAGAGAGAAUACGUGUGUGCGUGCGCGUGUGUAUGCAUGCGGAGAGCAAGAAGGAUCUGGACAGAAGCAGGAGAGAAGAAGGAGAGAGAAAGAUGAAGGAGAGAGAGAAGAGGUCAACUUUCGGCCGUCGCGUGCUCAGCUCGAAGAGUAUGUCGGAGAACGAGCAUGCUCACGAGUUUGUUAGUCUGGCAAGCGAGAUGAUGGUAGGACGACGGGGGGGGGGGGGACGGAGGAGGCUAGAAUGAUCCUCGAGUCAUCGUAUAGUCAGUCGGAGAUGUCGGCAGUCAGUCGUAUCAAGGGUCCUCAUGGAUCGAGAGACACCUCGGGCACCGAGCGAUCGGAGAGUAAUUUCUCUGUGUUCGCUCGAGAGGAACAAAGAGACACGGUGCUUGGAACGUUUCCUCGGAUGGACCACAACGUUCUUCAAAUCCAGUAUCCAGUCGCGCAAGAUGUAUGACAAGCCUACCGAUUGGCGUCGAGGGUCAUUUUAUGGAGGUGCUGCGAGGUGCUGCGAUCGCAAGAAAGAGGUAUCGCAGAAAUUUUCAUAUUUCGGAAUCAUCGUAAGAUGGACAUACUCUUUUGGCAUGAACAUCAAUCAAUAGUAGUAGUGUGUAUCCGGAUGAUGAAAAGGCACGAAGAGAAUUCGAAGAAACGCGAUGGAUUUUCGCGAUGUACUUUGGGCUACUUGUAUUAUCCGAAGAGCUUUAGAAGGGCUCUUUGAAGGAACAACAGGUAUUCGAGAGUUUGGGCCAGUCGAUCGGCUAGCGACACGUGAAGAUCUGGCCGCGCCAGAUUAUCACUGCUGGAAGCUUAUUCGGACUUCUCUCUUACCGAGCAGUCAAUCGCCGGAACAUGGCGGUCACAACAGAGGAAAUAUUCACCGGAUGGUAGAUUGCCCUAUAAGUAGAUUGCUCAACGGCGUCUUAUACGGAGUUUUCUUUGAUCCAUCGCCGCCAUUUUUUCUCUCGUCUAGAAAAUCAUAUCGCUAAAAAAUUCACUCAGUUCACGGCUCAGUUCUGUCGUCAUCGGUCUGAACUACACGCUAAAUUGCACGCUGUCGUGAAAGUUUUUCCAGAUAAUCCUGAAAAUCUGUUCAUAAGAUGGCGAAGAAGAGAAGGAGGAAAGGGCCAGUGACAGAGAGUGAUAGAGAGAAGAGAGAGGGAGAGGUGGAAGGAUAGAGAGAGAGAAAGAAGAGAGGAAGAAACGGCUGGAUCAACCCUCGACGCAACCGGGCCGAUCGAUGAACGAAGCACUCAGAGUCGAGUUCCUCUCUCGGAGGAAGCGUUUCGGGGUCGCCAGAGGUUAAAGAGGGGCAGGUGUUGGACGUGGGCAACGACAGCGGAGGAAACGGAAGGUACAUCAGCGAGCAUAACCGCGUGUCGAGAUUGCGUCCAUUCGUACGCGUGUUGCGCGUUGUCACGGUCAGUUGGCUAGUGGAGUAGUCGUUAUGAUUCAGUUCAAUCAGACCUAAAAGUUAAGUUCCUUCGUCGCGCGCACGUGUCUAAAGUCCCGUACGUGCACGUCACGCUCUAAUGUCAGGACUAUGUCGGCUGUUGCUAACGUAGGAGAUGAAAUCGAAGAAGGAAAGAAAAAAACGGAAAGAAAGACAUUUAACACAUACACACAUACACACACGCACACACAUAUACAUGGGUAUACGAGGGUUUUUCCGCGAGGGGACAAUCGCGACGGUCGUGAUGUUACGACGCGAUCGCAUCAACAUCCCGCGAAUCUAUCUCUGUACGUGAAACACCAGCUCGAGCGAAACGAUGUAGUCGUGCAAAGUCGUUCGAGGAUGACUCGCAACGUUAUGACGUAGGCGCAUUUGCAGUCGUAUUUGCGACAAUCAGUCCGUACGAAAGAACGUCCAAGAACUGUCCAAGAUUCUUCGGACGUUCUCUACGGACGCCCUUUGACUUUUCGUGGACAUCCUUAAGACGUUUAGAGCGGUCUUUUGAUCGGUGUUUGGACGUCCUUCGGACGGAACACAAAUCUUCAAUCCAACCAAGAGAUCCAAUUAGUUUUCUCGCAAUCUAGACUGCAGAGCGUCAGAUCAGCGUCAACACGUCAGCGAUCGGUACGUCGCGCAAAACUGUUUAAGAAUAGACUUGUGUUCUCGUUGCGCGCGCGCGCGCGCGCUUGGCGCUAAGGCGCACCAAUUGUGUCUCAAGUUCGAAUAUAUCUGAUGGCCGUUUGAUGGAGAGUGGUGGAGAAAACAACACGAAACCGCUGAAUGCGCGCUGAGAACGGAGCGUAAAAAAGAAAAGAAAGCGGCUCGCGUGAGAAACGUCGCGAGUAUUGUUGUUUUAUUGGUAGAGCACGAAAUCGAGAACAAUGGCACAUUCAUCCAUGUUGUGCGGGAUUAAGGUCGAGUUCUUCGCGUACCGGGAGCGGCGGUUCCUCUCUCAUCUUUGCGGGAUUGCGCGUUGCGCCGGCGGUUAGUAAUACGCAAGGACGUAAGUGUGAAUACGCACGUGUACGCACCGCUCUAAUCAACUUGGAGUCAAAUCACGAGAGCGAAUGAGAAGCCUAAGAAACAAGAGAGCGACUUAUUUUCAUGUGUGUCCUGUGCGCCAUUCGAGCGUUCAUAAAAGUAGUCGUACUUGUGUAUUUGCGUGUUGUGCGUUACUCAUCCCCUCCGUAAGAGGGUCAGUUUUUUAUGCCCUCUUGCAUAUACCCCAUCUUCCUUCUUCUCCAAGUUUACAAUUCGCUCCUGAUUUAUUCUGCGCAUUAUCGGAACAUUUCUGCCGGCCGAAUCGCGGCAAAAAAUAGACAACACAAACGGUCGCGACAAACAACGUCUUUCGUGUAGGAUCAACGUGUUUUAAGUAAAAGUCUGAACGAACUUUGUUCGAUGGUGAAAAACAAGCCGAUAUAACACGACUCGUUUUAUCGGGCGACUUUCGCGAUUUGGAUUUUCGGCCUGCUAAAUACAAACGAAAAAUGACGUAUAGGGUAUCCCCGAUUUAAAUUUAUGUCCUCUAAAGUAAGUUUCUUUACAUUCGUCUCUUUAAAAUUCUUGGUACUUGCUAUUGCGAGACAAUAUAGUCAUGUGACCAUUAAUCGAUCAUAAUUAAUUUCUUUCGACCAAGUAAAAGGAAAACAUUUUGAACAGUUUGUAAUUAUCGACUGUAUAUUGUUGUUUUAUCGGGAGAUAUAUUGCUGUCCCUGUUGUCGAUGAUAACAUCUGAUUAAUGCGCGAGACGAGA
This is a messenger RNA of Harpegnathos saltator (Jerdon's jumping ant), 4995 nucleotides long. RefSeq lists its product as uncharacterized. Bases 1056 to 1532 code for a protein of 158 amino acids. The record is from RefSeq and is a predicted model, not a curated record. The transcript has 3 exons. NCBI's taxonomy places the organism in Eukaryota, Metazoa, Arthropoda, Insecta, Hymenoptera, Formicidae.